This is a messenger RNA of Diaporthe citri, 1026 nucleotides long. RefSeq lists its product as uncharacterized. NCBI's taxonomy places the organism in Eukaryota, Fungi, Ascomycota, Sordariomycetes, Diaporthales, Diaporthaceae. The record is from RefSeq and is a predicted model, not a curated record. The transcript has a single exon. Bases 1 to 1026 code for a protein of 341 amino acids.
AUGGACGUGUCUGAGAAGCCAUCUGCCUUGCCGUGGAUUGCUCUCGUGUGCAAGGAGGCUUGCGAAAUUUCAAGACUGUUCGUGCGAGAAUAUCGCGUGGCUUUCAACAUCAUUUCGUUUGAAGAGGAAUCAUCGGACGACGAGGAACAGUCAAGCGAAGUGGAAGAACUUUUGCGUGGGACCACGAGAAUCCGCUUUGAUCCGGACUUGGACACCCUGUUCGUCAAUUACUGCGGAAUGACAGCCGAUGAAGAGCCGUACGCGGGGGAGGAUCAACUUGAACAUGCGAUUUAUCUCCAGGAACUGGAAAAUGGGCCGCACGCUCUCUCCAUGAUGCCGAAAGUCAACAUCAUGGUAGACAUGUGUGGUCUCGUCGGUCCGCGGCGAUCAUCGUGGGCCAAAUGGCUAACGGCCAGGCCUUAUUCAGACUGCCUCGCUCAGCAUGGCCACUGCACCGUCAUGUUGGCCAACACAGUAUUCUCCACAACAAGUACGGAGAUACGGUUAUCCGGACUUUUCGGAAUGUUUGGAGAGGAGAGGAACGUUCUAAUCGAUAUCAAGGAUACAUCGAAGAUCGACCAGUAUGAGAGCUAUAUCGAUCAGCUCGAAUCGGCAGGUGGAAGUUGCAGCGACGGCUGGAAUUAUUUCCCUGAGAAGGCACCCCGCAUGGUGUUGAGUAUUGGGGCAGGCCGGUACGGAUCCGGAUACGGAGCCCCGGCGGAGUCAGAUGGGGUUCGUAUUGAGGAUGGCGAGGAAGCCAGGGCCCUUUCCAUUGUCAACAGCAGCAUAGCUGAAGAGGACGGCGCAAUGGCACUUCAUUUGAUCAAGCAGUCAUGGCUAGAGGCUAAUCACUGUUUCGAGCCAGCCGAGGAACCUGUUCUUCCAUGGACGGGGGGUGAGAUGUUCCGGAAAUGGAACGAAGAGCACCAUGUCGCAAAGCAUUGGCUCAGCAAGUUGCCUACAUUUUCUUUUGUGGUAAUGUACACGGUAACUGAGAGCAAAGGUAUGGUGUGCGACGGUAAUUAA